UUCAGCGGUAAUACAUCUUAAAACUAAGAUGGCUGACGAUUCUAUCCAUAUGAGUGAGGUUCAGAUUAGUGAAAGAAAAUUACGGUUUUUGGAAUGGGCUACGACAGAUGACACGAUUUCAAUUUCGAAAAAGCCAACAGACAGCAUCCCUCUAUUUCUGGGGGCCGAUGUGCUGUCUGGGUGUUCUAUCGCUGUUUCUAACUUACCAAGGAUGCAUGCAAAGUUUUCCAAACAAGGCCUGGCUGUUAAAGUUAACUUCCCUAAUUCUCUACGAUUGCAAGGUAUCCAUGGUUCGACUCGAGGUGUUUGGUUUUACUCAGUUCAAGGCGUUUUCAGAGUAUGCUUUGAGUAUUACAAUCGCGAGGAACAACUGGAAUGUCUGACAAAGCUCUGCGCCUCGUGGAAGUUAAGAUUUACAGACAAGCCUUUUACACAAAGGGAAAUUGAACUUAGUUUUCAAGAUACUCCCAGCAAAAAAGUGGACAUUCCUGCGCAGCCAGAGGUCGUAAUGUCAACUAAACAGUUUGUCUCGAAUGAAAGAGUUGACCCAUCAGGAACACCGUCUUCUCAAACAAUAGAAUCGGUUUGCAACAACGUUCAUUCAUUUGCACCAGGUUCUUUACAGCACAAAUGUUUUACAACCCCUAACUGGAGGCGACAUAUCGAAGAAAUGGAGAAAAUUUCGAAAGAAGUAGAUCAGGACGACUUUAAUGAUUUUCUUGAUACUAUUAUAAGAAUUUCAAAGGAGUAUGAAGUUCAAACAACCCCUAAACGAACUGGAUUAUCAAGGGUACUUGUAGCAGUUAGCAAAUAUCUUGGUGACGAAUUUAAUAGACUCCAGCCUGAAAUUAGUGAAAGGGUAACCGAGUUCAAAAAAAGGCACAUAACGUCAAUUGAUAAUCUUCCUCCAUCAUCAGUUCUUGUCAAAGAACUAUUCCCUGAGUGUAUGCAGGUUUUACUGUUGAGUUGGAUGGGAAGCAGUGAUGAUGGACAAGACCUGAACAGCAUCAUUCAAGUGAUAUUAGAACUUGUGAAUAUGAGCCUGGUUUCAGGUGUCGCUCAUGUCUUGUACUCUAGGUUGAUACAAACUGAUACAGUUUAAUGUUCAAGCAUUCUCUCUCUAAUUUGAUUCUAUGUAAAAUAUAUUUUUUAUAUUGAACAAUGUACACACAACUGUAUACACCUGUUCUGAUGAAUAAUGAAAUAAUAAUAAUAAUAACUUUUAUUUCUAUAGUGCUCUUAUCCUAUGUUCAAGGCACUUUACAACACUGCGUGGGGGAAUUUACCAGACUGCCAGUGGCAGUUUACAAACAAUAAAGGCGAAUUUUAACAGAUGCCCCCUCCCCCCAAUUCCCAGUAA
Stylophora pistillata is the source of this 1360-nucleotide messenger RNA. RefSeq lists its product as uncharacterized. Lineage: Eukaryota; Metazoa; Cnidaria; Anthozoa; Scleractinia; Pocilloporidae. The record is from RefSeq and is a predicted model, not a curated record.